AUCUAUUGGCAAUUAGCACCGAAUUACAAACUGGUUAACAGCCAGAGCCAACAAAGUGGAGAAGUCUCCGAUCCGUGGGGCUCAUAAAAUGGGUUCGGCGCGAUGAUGGGAACAGCAGUUUGGGAGAAGUUUUCGAGCGGUCAACAUGAAGUCGGUUAUUAUUCUUUUGGCGUUAGUGGCCUUUUGCCAAGCGGCACCUUUGGAUGUCAAGGAGUCAUCCUCUGAAGCUCUCUCCAGACCCAGUCCCAUUAGUCCCGAUGUGAUCAGUGAUCCCAAGCCCCCGGCAAAGGUCGUCCUGCUGAAGGAUGCACCCGUCCUCAACCGUGAGAAGCGCAAUGAGCCCAAAAAACCCGACAAUGCGAAGGCCCAUGAAGCCCCUCAGCACAACAAUGAUGAUGAGAAGCCCAUUCCACUAAUCUCUAAGCCCCAGGAGAGCCACCACGAGGAUCACCACAGCAAGCACAGGCGGGAGGCUCAUCACGAGGAGGGUCACAAGGAGGAUAAGGAGGAGGACCUGCCCGCGUCUCUUGUUCUUCCCACGGAUGCCCACACCGCCGAGCUGCCCAAAAAGCAGGAGAAACGCGAGACUGUGGAGAAACCCGCCAGCGUGAAGGCCCGUGAGUCCAUCCAGCACAAUCCCCAGCACUCCGAGGAUCUACAAAAGGCCAUUGAGUCUCUGACCGCAGGAAAGGCCACCGAGCAGCGUCAUCAGCGCGAUAUUCCCGUGCCCACCCAAACCAAGGCCACCGCCGAACCUGCCGCCGCACCAGCAAAAUCUGAAGCCGAAAGCACCACGCCCUCAUCGGUCCACCAUCUGAAUAUCCCACAUCCCAUUCCGGUGGCCGAACUCUUCGAGAAGAAUAGGCACUCGGAGAAGACAUCCUCCAGUUCCGAGGAAAGCAAGGAGAGCAAGGAGAAAGUCAAGGCCUAAACUUAAGAUCCCGAACUUGCUAAUUGAACCAUCACGAUAUUUGUAGUCAACGAAAAUGAACUAAAAUAAACAAAAAUAUUUACAUGCUUAUAUAAAAAGACUGUAUGCUA
Molecule: messenger RNA, 1041 nt
Organism: Drosophila gunungcola (fruit fly)
Lineage: Eukaryota; Metazoa; Arthropoda; Insecta; Diptera; Drosophilidae
Product: lysine-specific demethylase 9
Exons: 2
Coding region: 146-931 (261 amino acids)
Source: RefSeq, a predicted model, not a curated record